GCCCUUGUUGGGACCUGGCUGAGCUUGCCCAUCGCGGUCCACGCUCCACCCACAUCCACGAGAAGGGACAUGCCUUGUGUCCCCAACCCAAGAGAAGACCAUCUUGCACCUAGAGCUUAAGCUGGUACCUCUCCUAGGGAACACUUGUUGUGGUCCCUGGCCCCAGAGGAAGGGUCUCACCUGCGUCCUCUAAUAUAUGCCCCCUAAGACGACCUGCCCUGCUCCCCCAACCACACAGGGAAGGCCCUCCACAGAAGGGGACCCGCCCAGCGCCCCCGGCAGGGAGGGAAGGCGGUGCGCACCUCGGCAGGCGUCGUGUGCCCGCGCUCCUCUCCCGCAGCCCUCCUGUGCGGCGUCAGGCAGAGGCGGGGUGGGGCGCAGUUAAAAGAAGCCGCAGGUGGGAACCGGGGCUCCACCCGCACAGUCCCGGAUUCCGUUCCCGCUGCAAACCGUGGGCGCCCGCCCGACCGGAGCUGAGCGCACCGCUGCAAGCCGGGAGCCGCAUCCCACCGAGCAGGGCUACUGAGACCCAGGAGACUGGCCCAUCAACCUGGGUCACUGGUGGCUGUCAUUAAAGGUGACAUUCCCACUGCCAUCUAUAAACAGAGCAUCAUCUUAGUGCCAUCAUCACUGCUCUGCAGAUUUCAAAGGAGUUGGAGGAAGAGCCAGAAGUCCUUGCAGAGGGAUUUCACCUUGGCUCUUGAGCUGGGCACCCUGGGAGUCCUUGGGCAUAAGACGCAGGGAUAAAGCUGCACGAUGGAUUGGGGGACCCUGCACACUGUCAUUGGUGGUGUGAACAAGCACUCCACCAGCAUAGGGAAGGUGUGGAUCACGGUCAUCUUUAUUUUCCGAGUCAUGAUCCUUGUGGUGGCUGCCCAGGAAGUAUGGGGUGAUGAGCAGGAGGACUUUGUGUGCAACACUCUGCAGCCAGGGUGCAAGAAUGUCUGCUACGACCACUUCUUCCCGGUAUCCCACAUCCGGCUCUGGGCCCUGCAGCUGAUCUUCGUGUCCACCCCGGCACUGCUGGUGGCCAUGCACGUGGCCUACUACAGACACGAAACUGCCCGUAAGUUUAUACGUGGGGAGAAGAGGAAUGAGUUUAAAGACCUGGAGGACAUCAAGCGGCAGAAGGUGCGCAUCGAGGGCUCGCUGUGGUGGACAUACACCAGCAGCAUCUUCUUCCGCAUCAUCUUUGAAGCUGCCUUCAUGUAUGUCUUCUACUUCCUCUACAAUGGGUACCACCUGCCCUGGGUACUGAAAUGUGGCAUUGAGCCCUGCCCCAACCUUGUGGACUGCUUUAUUUCCAGACCAACUGAGAAAACGGUGUUUACUGUUUUUAUGAUUUCUGCAUCUGUGAUUUGCAUGCUGCUCAAUGUGGCCGAGUUGUGUUACCUGCUGCUAAAACUGUGUUUCAGGAGAUCCAAAAGAACACAAGCACAGAGAAACCAUCCCAACCAUGCCCUGAAAGAGAGCAAGCAGAAUGAAAUAAAUGAGCUGAUCUCAGACAGUGGUCAAAACGCGAUCACAAGUUUCCCAAGUUAAGCAUUUCAAGGUUAAGUGUAGGCGAGUCUUGACAGAGCUUGUGCUCUGUCUGUAGACAACAGCAAUCUAACAACUCCCUCUAGGUCUAGAGUUUAUCUGCAAAUGACUCAUAGCAAAUAGAUAUCUGAGUUCAGUUUUUGAAGAACACCUGAACUAUUCACACACAGUGUAAGUCAAAAUUGUGGUCCAUCUCUGAAAACAAAAUCCUGGUGACAAAUGAACCUUGAAGUCACCUUGACAAGUCCUAUGUGGACUGUCUGACUUAGUGGGUAUUUUCUGAAAUGCUUUAUAUAAUUUGUUGAUAAAGAGUGACUUAUCUAGAAAUUAAUAGUUUUAUCAGCAAGAUAUUUUUAUAGGGUGGAAUAUUUUGGUUCUGACCUUGAACUCAUACAAAGUAUUUUUUUAUGACUGGCCUUCCUUACCUGGAAAAAAUACACAAAGUUAGCUUUGCAAGUGCACUCCAAGUUUCUAAAGUUUGAACUUGUAAAGGGUCUGGUAUGUUAUAAAUAUCGUUGCACACUGUCUGAGGACAGUUUUAUGAACUAGUGUGUGCUCUUAAGGUGGGGUGUGUUCAUUGGACAAUAUAUGUUGCUGCUUGCUAAAAUACAGAUGGAAUUGAAGGAAAUGGAAUACAUUUUUAAACCGGCCUUCUCCACUUUUGGUGAAGAGUACAAACAUGAAUGUGACCACCCCAAUAAAGCUUGACCCUGUCGCUUAA
Messenger RNA from Mesocricetus auratus (golden hamster), 2260 nucleotides. It is a transcript of the gene Gjb6, whose product is annotated as gap junction protein beta 6. The record is from RefSeq and is a predicted model, not a curated record. The coding region runs from base 757 to 1542 and encodes 261 amino acids. Gene Ontology annotation, cellular component: connexin complex. The transcript is spliced from 4 exons. Gene Ontology annotation, biological process: cell communication. Lineage: Eukaryota; Metazoa; Chordata; Mammalia; Rodentia; Cricetidae.